Molecule: messenger RNA, 1874 nt
Organism: Pelobates fuscus (common spadefoot toad)
Lineage: Eukaryota; Metazoa; Chordata; Amphibia; Anura; Pelobatidae
Product: cytochrome P450 2G1-like
Exons: 9
Coding region: 9-1496 (495 amino acids)
Biological process (GO): epoxygenase P450 pathway; xenobiotic metabolic process
Cellular component (GO): intracellular membrane-bounded organelle; cytoplasm
Molecular function (GO): iron ion binding; arachidonate epoxygenase activity; heme binding
Source: RefSeq, a predicted model, not a curated record
GCCCCACAAUGGAGCUCCUUGGAGUUACAACCAUGCUACUAUUAGUCUCUGUGAUUUUCCUGCUCUUUAUUUUAUCUCAAGGCAAGAAACAGAACAAGUUGAGGUUGCCCCCUGGUCCCACUCCAUUGCCUUUUCUGGGAAAUAUUCUACAGCUCAAUAAAAAAGAGGCUUUCAAGCAUUUUAUUAAGCUUGCAGAGCAGUACGGUCCGGUAUACACCAUCCACAUGGGGAUGAAGCGCGUUGUGGUGCUCUGUGGAUAUGAUGUGGUGAAAAAAGCACUGAAUGACAAUGGAGACGUGUUCAGUGGCCGGGGGCACAUGCCACUGCUAGAGAAGAUAAGCUGUGGAGGUCAUGGUGUUGUCGGCAGUAACGGUGAGCGUUGGAAGCAGCUUCGGCGAUUCGCUCUGAUGACAUUGAGAAACUUUGGGAUGGGGAAGAGGAGCAUUGAGGAAAGGAUCCAGGAAGAAGCUUAUUUUCUCACAAAGGAAUUCCAUAAAACCAACAGUCAGCCCGUGGAUCCCACCUUCUUUUUCAGCAAAGCUGUAUCCAAUGUAAUCUCCUCUGUGGUUUUUGGAAAUCGUUUUGAAUAUGAAAGCAAGGAGUUUCUCACAUUGCUCAGUCUCUUUAAUGAAAUAUUUCGAGGUUUCAGUUCAGUUUGGGCACAGAUGUACAACGUUUAUCCAAGCAUUCUGGAGAAGUUACCAGGGCCCCACAAAGCAUUCUUCAAAGCAGUAGAUAAGAUUCAGGAAUUUAUUGCUGAAAGAGUUAAAAUGCACCAAGAGACUCUGGAUGCAAAUUCUCCCAGAGACUUUAUUGACUGCUUUCUUGUGAAGAUGCAGCAGGAAAAGGCUGAUCCUAACUCCGAGUUUCACUUGACUGCUCUUAUUAACACCACCUUUGAUAUGUUUGGGGCUGGCACAGAAACCGUCAGUACUACCCUACGUUACGGUCUGAUGAUCCUUCUCAAGCACCCAGAUGUGGAAGAGCGCAUACACCAGGAGAUAGACCAAGUUAUUGGCAGAAACAGAGCCCCAUGUAUCGAAGACCGUUCUCGCAUGCCAUACACCGACGCAGUCAUCCAUGAGAUUCAGAGAUUCAUUGACCUCUUACCUCUUGGAAUUCCACACAAAGUGAGCCGAGACAUUGAAAUCCAGGAUUACGUUAUUCCAAAGGAUACCACUGUCUAUCCAGUGCUUAGCUCAGUCCUGCAGGACCCUAAGCAGUUUAAAUAUCCCCAUGAAUUCAACCCGGGCCAUUUCCUGGAUAACGAGGGGAAAUUCUUCAAAAAUGAUGCCUUCAUGCCAUUUUCCUCUGGAAAGCGGAUCUGUGUCGGGGAGGGCUUGGCACGGAUGGAACUCUUUCUGUUUUUCACCAACAUUUUACAGAACUUCACUCUGAGGUCCUCGGUGGACAUAGAAGAGCUAGAUCUGACUCCAGAGGUUAGCGGAUUUGGAAAUUGUCCUCGUAACUAUCAAUUGUGCUUCAUUGCUCGCUAAUUGUGAAACAGAUUUAAUGGCUUUUCUAGUUGUCUCGAUUUUUAUAUUACAAAGAAUCAAUGUUUGCACUAGAUAUUUCUACUGAGCAUUUCCAUUAUAAUAAUGGUAGUCGAUAGAUGGCGUUCCACUACUCAGAAAUGCUUUGGAUAAAACAAUGAAAUAUUAACUAAAAAUAUAUCAAUAAAUACAUAUAUAUAUAUAUAUAUAUAUCUAUGUGCUUGUAUAUAUAAUAUAUGACUGAAAGUUAGAGAAAACAAGUAAUGGGGAACAUGAUGUACCUUAAAAGACUUAAUAUGUAUUAAUAAUUAUCACAUCUUUUCUUUCAUGUGAAUACUUUAUCAUUCAUUUUAUAAAAUGAUUAUUAUUGCUAUGAGUAUG